CUGAGGGGAAUUUUGAAUUUAAAUUCUCUGUGGUGCUCAUUUUAAUUUUUGCCAAAGUUCAACUUGUAUUCCUAAUGUCAAUUGAAAAACAAAAUAAAACCUCAAGGACUCUGGUGAUCGUGAGAGGCCGAGGAGAGGCCCGAGCACCCCCAGCAUCACCACACCCCAACGAGGCGGCGGCCCAUCCGCUUGCCCCUUGGGCCAUGUUUCAUAAGAAUGGUGAGGGAGGUGUCCGCAGAGGCCCCCGGGGGCCCACAGCCGAGGUGCUGUAUGCGGAGAUACGCGUAUUUAAGAGGAAGAUGAUCGGGAGGAGGAGGAGGAGAGAGGAUGGAGAGGAGGUGGGACCCGGAUGCUGAUGCGAGCGAGACGAAGGGAGGAAGGAAGGAAGAGGAGAGAGAAAAUAACGAUUUACGGCAAGGAACGGCAAAGCGGGUCUGACACGGGAGGGGGGCCUAUCUUACCCUGCGUGAACCGUAAUCAGAAGUGAGGAGGGGGGACACGGGCCUCCAUUACGGCCCCGAUCUGCGGAUCCGUGUUCGUUUUUUUUUCACCUGUGUAUCCGCCGGUGAGGAGGAGGAGGAGGAGGGAGGAGGAGGGAGGAGGACACGCCAGAGGAGAAGAUGCUGUGAUCUCGCAGGGAUGUAGCGACGAGGAGGGAGGAGAGCCAGAGAGAGAGAGAGAGAGAGAAAUAUAGAGAGAGGACACCAAGCUAAGAAGAUGGUUAAUGUGCGGGGGCUGCGCGGUUCACCACGGAUUAUUGCGGGAGCGCGGCGGCCGGCCGACGAAUCCAACCGUUUGGCGACGCCCGGAAACUUCGGGAGGCGUCGGCUCUUCUGACCGGCGGCCGUCCGUCCGUCGGCGGCUAACUCCGAGCUAGCUCCGCCGCUGUGUGGGAGAGCGGCGGCCAGGGCUCGAACACAUAGCAUGUUGUUGUUGCACCUGUAAAAUAGGCCUGACACGAUAGAGAGGGAGGAUAUCAAAUCCACGCCAUUCCCCGUGUUUAUCAUCCACUCUGAGUGUUUUUUGACGUUUCGUUGCUAGACUCAACCACCAAAUGACAUUAAUCACACUCGGGGGGGAAAAACCCGCUUGUUCCGAUGUUAUAUCGUCUUUAUAUAUAGUUAGCGAGCUAUACAGGUAAGCUAAUGUACAGGAGUCCCAACUCAUUGGCUGUCAUGUUUAUCUUUAGGCUAGCGGUUGGUGUUUAACGCGUCAAAACAGCCUCGCCACUCAGCCUCACCUCUGCUUUAGCGAGCUAGAGGCUAAAGAUAAGUAGCUUGUUUAUUAGCUGAAGGAUGCUCAUUUCUCAUCCACACGUUGUAAUUCAGCACCGGUCCCUCCCGGGGGUUCUCACCGCGACCAGGGGGCUCGUUUCUAAGUUGAGCACCAUCUUGUAUCCCGCGACAACUUCUGUGUAAGCAGUGCGCUGCGUAUCGAGGGUGAACCCGCAAAUAAUCGCUGUCAUUCGCCUCCAGUGAGAGCAGUAUGAGUAAGGAACUGUCUCUCGGUCAGUCAGCUCAAUAUGUUGGGCCCUACAGACUGGAGAAAACGCUGGGGAAGGGACAGACAGGUGAGCACGACUGUCUCUGGAUUCAAAGACACCAUUUUUGGAUUUGUGAUCCCUCUGCCCGUCUCCACAUUUCAUCAUCAACCCUUUCUUGUUGUGCGUUUCAGGACUGGUCAAGCUCGGGGUCCACUGUAUUACGGGUCAAAAGGUCGCGAUCAAAAUAGUCAACAGAGAGAAGCUGUCGGAGUCGGUCUUGAUGAAGGUACCUGGUGCUGGAGCAUGUGUCUGGAGGAGAGCUGUUCGACUACCUGGUGAAGAAAGGCCGGCUGACUCCGAAAGAGGCCAGGAAGUUCUUCAGGCAGAUCAUCUCUGCCUUGGAUUUCUGCCACAGUCAUUCCAUCUGUCACAGAGACCUGAAGCCUGAAAACUUGCUCCUGGACGAGAAGAACAACAUCCGAAUUGCUGACUUUGGCAUGGCCUCCCUCCAGGUGGGAGACAGUCUGUUGGAGACUAGCUGUGGAUCACCACAUUAUGCGUGCCCUGAAGUGAUACGGGGGGAGAAAUAUGAUGGGCGGAGAGCAGAUGUGUGGAGCUGUGGGGUCAUCCUGUUCGCUCUACUGGUGGGCGCUCUGCCUUUCGACCAUGACAACUUACGUCAGCUCCUAGAGAAGGUGAAGAGUGGGGUGUUCCACAUGCCCCACUUCAUCCCCCCGGACUGCCAGUCCCUGCUCAAGGGUAUGAUCGAGGUCAACCCUGAAAAGAGGCUCACGCUCGAGGCCAUCCAGAAACACGCCUGGUAUCAGGGUGGUCGAAACGAGCCGUGUCCUGAGCAGCCUCCUCCCAGGCGAGUGUGUGUGAGCCGAAUCUUGUCCCUGACUGAGCUGGACCCAGAUGUGUUGGACAGCAUGCACUCGCUGGGCUGUUUCCGAGACAGAGUCAAGCUCACACGUGACUUGCAAUGUGAAGAAGAGAAUCAGGAGAAGAUGAUCUAUUACCUACUGCUGGACAGGAAAGAGCGUUACCCCAGCUAUGAGGACGAGGACUUGCCUCCGCGCAAUGACGUAGGUCAGUCUUUAGGGGGCAGGAGGGAUCCACUGGAGGCAGGGAGCUGCUCAGAGAAGCAAGUGCACCACACUGGGAGGCUGGUGCUAUACUCGGCAGACCCUCCUCGUAAGCGGGUUGACUCUCCCAUGCUGACGCGCCACGGCCGCUGUCGCCCCGAGAGGAAAAGUCUUGAAGUGCUGAGUGUUACAGAACAGGGGUCUCCCACCCCGCCUCGUAGGGCCCUGGAUACAGCUGCACACAGUCAGAGGUCUCGCUCGGUAAGCGGAGCCUCCACUGGUCUCUCCUCCAGCCCCCUCAGCAGUCCCCGGUCCUAUCAGAGCCCCGUCUUCACUUUCAGCCAAUCAGACGUCACCUCUGCCACCGCUACCCUCCUCACAAAGGAGACCAAACAGGGAACCACCGCCGCGCCUCGCUCAGCGCGGGCUCACGACAAGCCCAAAGCUCCCCCCAACCCAAAGACCCAGACCCUGCCCAGCAAGGGACCCGCCGACCGACCCCACCUGCAGCCCAUCAAAUCCCUGCCUCUGCACAACCCAUCCUCCCGCUCCCCCUCUCCGCUUCUGUCACCCAUCCCCCGUUUCUUCUUCCCAUCGUCCUCUGUCCUUAAGUCAGUGACUAAGAGCUUCUACCCAAACUCUGCCCACUCUGUGCCGCAGGUAACCCCCCAAGGCUCUCCACUGCCCACACCCCUGGGCACCCCUGUCCACCACCCUCACCACCCCUCCUCCACCCCGCCCUCCUCCUCCUCUUCCUCGUCCUCUUCGCGGGCGGAGGGUGGGGGAGGUGUGGGCUCGCUCUCGCUGACCCCGCCCUCCAGUCCAGGAGGGGGAAGCGGCAUGGCGGCGAGCAGCUCCGCUCACUGGAGGACUCGUCUCAAUUCAUUCAAGAACAACCUGCUGGGCUCGCCGCGUUUCCAUCGCCGCAAGCUGCAAGAUUUGUCUCCAUCAGUUCCUACAUCAGAAGACAUGUCCAGUCUAACACCAGAAUCUAGCCCUGAGCUGGCUAAGAAGUCAUGGUUUGGAAACUUCAUCGGCUUAGAGAAAGAGGAGCAGAUCUUCGUGGUCAUCAGAGACAAACCUCUUAGUUCUGUCAAAGCCGACAUUGUGCACGCCUUCCUGUCUAUCCCAUCGCUCAGUCACAGCGUCCUUUCCCAGACCAGCUUCAGGGCCGAGUACAAGUCCUCCGGCGGCCCCUCCGUCUUCCAGAAGCCCGUCAAGUUCCAGGUGGACAUUGCCUUCUCCGAGGGCGAGAGAGAGCGGGACAGGGAGAGGACCGAGAGGGAGGGCAGGAGGGAGACAGGAAUCUACAGCGUGACAUUCACCCUCAUAUCAGGUCCAAGUCGCAGGUUCAGACGAGUGGUGGAAACGAUUCAAGCCCAGCUUCUCAGCUCCCAUGAUCAACCCAUGGCUCAAGGCCUAUCUGAUGAGAAGAACGGCCGGCCCCACGGGACCCCCACCCGCCAAAACUCGAGACGCUCCGAGGGUGGGGGCGACAGAUGUGAGUGGGGAGACCGAACAGACGGAGGAGGCAUCGGAGGCAGUGGGGGAGUUCUGCAGCGCAGAGGCUCAGCGAAAGAGAGAACCCGACUGCUGUCCUCUAACGGAACCCAGUCCCAGCCGUAGGAUAGAAAGUGAGACCAUGCAGCAGGAUGCUUGAACCUACACCCGAGAGAAGACAGUGUAACUCCAUCUCAACGUAUCCCUGCAAGCCAUGAGCUUCUCCUCUUCUUCCUUGACUAAGUUAAUGAAGGUGCUUGACCAUAGCAAGGAUUGAGCCUUUUCCCUCCGUCGUGUUUUUUUUUUCCAACUCAUCAUUCUCUUGAUCUUUUGGAUCAUCAGGAUUCCUUCCCUUAAACGAUAAAGAAAUGUUAGGGAGUGACCCUUUAAUGAAAAAAAACUAAACUUUGUGAAUGAGCAUUUUGGUAUCCAUCAUAGAUACAGCUUCACAGAUCAAACUAGGAAAUUUUGCUAAUGUGCAUGCCAGUUAGCAAAUCAGCCAGUUAAAGGAUGCUGACCUGAUCAGAUAGGCUAGUCUACCAUAUCAUUGUUAUCCAGUUUCUGACACCAAAAAGAAAUAACGGUCUUGUUCUCAAGAUUCAAAUUAACCAGUGCGCUCAUAUCACUAUCAAGCAACACGCAAUUAUCAGUCCAUACUGAAAGAUAUAUAGAUGUAACCUCAGCAGAGGAACCCUAAACGUUAGCAGCCUGCUACCACUUCAGCAAUGAGCUGAGUUUAAAGGUCCUGAUUUUCUCAGAAGAAGUGACACGCUGGGAUCCCUGCUGUGUCCUCUCCCGAGGUAAAGAAAACCAACAAAGUAAGCUAAGUAAGUGAAUGUGUAAAAAAGAUAUUUUUUUAUUUAGUUUUAUUUAUUUAUGUUUACAUGUUUCAUGGAAGAUGUCACUAGCACAGUGAUAUCAGUACAGACAGUAACUAAAAACACUGCAGUGUUAAAAGGGGGAAGCUGACAUUUUUGUUUGUUGGACAGGAAUUAGUUUCAAGUUUAACAUUUUCGAUUCUUUUGUAUUAUUAUGAUUUUUUGCUCGGAGACAAUAUGAAACAAUGCUUCUAAGAUUUUUGGCAUUGGACUCCUGUUGCUCUGAAGAAAAGUAUUUUUUGAUUUGAACAGAAAUAUGAACAUUACUAUAUGAAGAAGAAAAAAAAAAACACUAUGCGUGAAUAUUUCCAUGAACCUCAUCACAGCUGUUUGUGCCCAGAUUGAAUGAGAAGAAGAGCAUUCCUGUCCUGUGGAUCAAACAAAGGCCACUGUUCUCUUGGAGCUUGUCUCCUAUCGCCAUAGUAUUCACGUACUGACUGAACAAUAUGAAAUGAAAAGAGGAAAAAAAGGACUCGCAAAGGAAAUUCAUCCUCGGACAUUUACAUCAUAAAAAGCUUUCAGCGUCAAUUUCUCGUUGAGCGGGACUUCAGAAUAGGAAGCAAGCAGAGAGCCUCCUAACCCCACGCUCCUCACGUCAGUGUUCACCAACGAGCCAAGUAGUCCAUCGCCCACACCCACGCUCACCACAGAGAGUCGCACCAUCCGGUAAACAGACGUAGCAACUCGGACGAUCACGUGUUCCUCCAGUACUCUGUCAGACCAGUCGACGUCCAUCACCAGUCUUCCAUACAGCACAAUAUGCAACAAAAGUGCAAAACGAUUUCAGAGAGAUACACACUGCUACAUUUUAAUGCUAACUUUUUGUUUUUGUUUUUAUAUUUGCCUACUUAUCUAUCCAUCUAUUUAUUGAUUUUUAUUUAUGUGAUCAGGUGGAUGUUUGUGUCAUGUGUUUGUUUACAAAGUAGAUUUUAUGCCAACAAAACUAUAUCAAGAGCCAACUCAAGAAACCUGCUCUGUUUCAUUUUCUCACCGUUAUUCUUUUUUGGAGAUUUUCCCUCCACGACUUCGAUAGCAGUGCCGACGGAUCGUCUGUUUGUUUAUAGCUCACAUUUCAUCACGCUUAUCCCUGGUAACCGGAAUGUGUGCGUGAGACGGGUGGAUGAUGGCUGACUGAGAGCGAAACUUUGUGGCCGCUGAGGAGGCGAGGAGAUUUUAACUGACCCAAGAAUAUUAAAUUCAUUAACAUUGCCAAACCCUAACAGGUACAUAAUUUCUCUUGCUAAAUUGCCUCAUCUCCUGCUUUUAUGCCUUGUUCCCUUUGUCCGCCUCUUUACCCCGUUGUGUAGCCAUCAUCACAAGAGAAACUGUACCAAGUCGUUUGCCUCACUGUCUGCACACACACUUUAUGAUUGAUUCACGGUCAUCGGUUUCAUCUAUUUCCUCACCACGUCACCUUCACUUUCAUUGGCCCAACUCUGGCUAAGAUUGUAAACUAUUCUCCAUCCAUAAAGGGUCAGUAGAAUAAGGUGUUUAAAAAAAAUGAAAUGUCUGUAUCAUAAUUUAAAUAUAAGGGUGCACUAUUAUAACUAUUGCCUGUGAUAAAAAGAACAAUUAUGAUUGAA
Molecule: messenger RNA, 6529 nt
Organism: Platichthys flesus (European flounder)
Lineage: Eukaryota; Metazoa; Chordata; Actinopteri; Pleuronectiformes; Pleuronectidae
Gene: brsk1a
Product: BR serine/threonine kinase 1a
Exons: 17
Coding region: 1981-4194 (737 amino acids)
Biological process (GO): intracellular signal transduction; microtubule cytoskeleton organization; protein phosphorylation
Cellular component (GO): cytoplasm
Molecular function (GO): protein serine/threonine kinase activity; ATP binding; tau-protein kinase activity
Source: RefSeq, a predicted model, not a curated record